CAGAACCAGGAGGCGACCAAGGGAAACAAGUGGGGACAGGAUGGCAGUGCCUUGCAUGGAGCUGAACAAUAAGAUGAAGAUGCCCAUCCUGGGGCUGGGCACCUGGCAGGCUCCUCCAGGGAAGGUGGAAGAAGUGGUGAAACACGCUAUCGAUGCUGGCUACCGCCACAUCGACUGUGCCUAUUUCUACCAGAAUGAGCAUGAAAUAGGGAAUGCAAUCAAGCACAAGAUCAAGGAGGGGGCUGUGAAGCGGGAAGACCUCUUCAUUGUCACUAAGUUGUGGAACACAUUUCAUGAGAAGUCCUUGGUAAGGGAAGGGUGCAAAAGGAGCCUUACUGCGCUGCAACUGGACUACAUCGACCUGUACCUAAUGCACUACCCUAUGGGAUUCAAGGCUGGUGAAGAACUGUUGCCUGAAGAUGACAAGGGUAUGAUUAUUCCUAGUGACACAGAUUUUCUGGACACAUGGGAGGCCAUGGAAGAGCUGGUGGACUGCGGCAAGGUAAAAGCCAUUGGAAUCUCAAACUUUAACCAUGAACAGAUUGAGAGAAUCUUAAACAAGCCAGGAUUGAAAUACAAACCUGUAGUUAACCAGAUCGAGUGCCAUCCAUACCUGACCCAGGAGAAGCUGAUCAAGUACUGUCACUCUAAAGGAAUUGCUGUGACUGCAUACAGCCCCCUGGGCUCUCCUAAUCGGCCAUGGGCCAAACCAGGGGAACCUAUGCUGCUGGAGGAUCCUAAGAUUAAAGAGAUUGCAGCAAGAUAUCAUAAAACCCCUGCCCAGGUUCUGAUCCGGUUCAUUAUCCAAAGGAACUUGGCUGUCAUUCCCAAGUCUGACAAACAGCAGCGCAUUAAGGAGAACAUGCAGGUGUUUGACUUCGAGCUGUCUAAAAAGGAGAUGGAUGUCAUCCUCACCUUUAACAGAAACUGGAGAGCGAUUACAGUGCUGCAGUCUGCGAAUCACAAGGACUACCCAUUCAGUGCAGAGUAUUAACACCUGCAGUUUCAGCAACAUCCACAUCCUCCACCGCAAACCCUCUGGAUUAGGGACUUCUAAUAGCUUCUAUAUAUAUAUAAUACUUCUAUAGCUGAGUCCUGAUUUCUUCUUUUGUACUCAACAGCCAUUGGGAGUGGUCACUUGUCCUUCUUUUUCAGGAGGACACCACUAGCUGGUGAAAGAACGCAUCAAUGGGAAUGGGUCUUUUGUUGAGAGGUUUAGCAGAAAUCUGGUUUUACUUCUUUUUUUUAACUCAACGUCUCAUUUCUGUUUUUCCUUCUCCUGCUUAACUGAAAACAUGUUUAGCAAAUGAAGAAAACCCCCGUAAGUAACCAGAGUUUUUAUGUUGUUUUCAGUGCGGUAAGCCUUACUGGCUCAUGAGUGGUUGUUGAGGAAUGCGGUGCUUAUUUACUUUGCUUUUUAUAUAGUUGUGAUUUUUACAGUAUGAAUAAUUAAUGCUUUAAAGUUUUAUAUGAAUAAAGAUUGAAUAAAAGCAAACAA
Lagopus leucura (white-tailed ptarmigan) is the source of this 1498-nucleotide messenger RNA. Its product is annotated as aldo-keto reductase family 1 member B10-like. The coding region runs from base 41 to 994 and encodes 317 amino acids. Lineage: Eukaryota; Metazoa; Chordata; Aves; Galliformes; Phasianidae. Gene Ontology annotation, molecular function: aldose reductase (NADPH) activity. Gene Ontology annotation, cellular component: cytosol. The transcript is spliced from 10 exons. The record is from RefSeq and is a predicted model, not a curated record.